AUGCAAAACACGCAGCCACAUACUAACUUCGGAUCUGGAGCCCCAGACCUAUCACAAUUCAUGAACAACAUGAGUCAAGCCAACUCAAAAGAGCCAGUAUUCACAAUGCCAAUAUCGGUCAAACCGAAAACCCGCGAACCGGCUUCUUUCACAGACAACAGAAUAUAUGUUAGCAAUAUCCCCUUCUCAUUCCGUGAGCAAGACUUGGCCGCAAUGUUCUUUGCAUAUGGACGAGUUCUGAGCGUGGAGAUCGUAACCAAUGAUCGUGGAUCAAAAGGAUUCGGCUUCGUCACUCUUGAUUCCAUUGAAUCUUGCGAGAAGGCUCGUGCUGCCCUCCAUGAAUCCCACGUUCAAGGAAGAAUUAUUGAAGUCAGAAGAGCGACACCAACAAGAAGGAAGCUCGUCAAUAAUCCACACAAUGAGCUGCUCCCACCUCCAAAGUUGUGCGUCGAUCUUCGUGCUCCACACAACCAAUGGAGAACCGAACCAAAUCAUAACCAUCACCAUAAUCAAUACUUCAAUGAUGAAAACUCUGGAUUCCCAUCUGGAUUCAUGAUGGCACCAUUCAAUGAUCAUCGCUUCUCCCAAAGCUGCUCAUCGAGGCCCGUGUUCGGAGAGAUCAACUUCAAUAGUGCACCACCGCGUUGCACGAAGCAUAGCCAGCUAAAGCUCUCCUCAGCUGGGGAUUACUUCUGUAAGAAUGGGGAACCGACAACCGAGAACAGUAUUCUGAUGUGCAUGAACAGCCAGAACACUUCACGCGGAAAGGAUUGCUCAAAUCACGAACUUUCCGAUGUGGAGCCAAACAGCAUGUUCCCAAAUCACCUUCACGAUCAGAUAACUGCACUUCUCGACACUUCCAACCAUUAUGGGUCAUCUAACACCAGUACCAACCAGAGAAGAGCACCAUCGGUCACUUCGUCAGGUUCCGGAGUCAGAACAUCGGAGAGUGAACAUGCUUCAGACGAGGAGAAUCAAUGGACUCCAAACUGUAGUCCCGACCUUCUCGCUUCUCUCUACGAAGGCUCGACAUCGUUCCACGGAAAGCUGGCUUCACCACAAAGAGGUCCUUCAGCCCACUAG
Caenorhabditis briggsae is the source of this 1083-nucleotide messenger RNA. It is a transcript of the gene Cbr-spn-4, whose product is annotated as Protein CBR-SPN-4. Lineage: Eukaryota; Metazoa; Nematoda; Chromadorea; Rhabditida; Rhabditidae. The record is from RefSeq and is a predicted model, not a curated record. Gene Ontology annotation, biological process: nervous system development; regulation of alternative mRNA splicing, via spliceosome. Gene Ontology annotation, cellular component: nucleus; cytoplasm. The coding region runs from base 1 to 1083 and encodes 360 amino acids. The transcript is spliced from 5 exons. Gene Ontology annotation, molecular function: mRNA binding.